AUGGAGAUAUACAAAAUCACUUCACCUAAAGAUUGGUCGUAUUUUGCAAAUGGGUCAGCCAAUAUUUUGUUCAAAUACACGGGCACGAAUGACUACCUCACUCACAAAUUGUUACGACUACGUUUAUUAAAAGAAGACGAAGAAUACAUUAGUACUUGCGAGUUGUAUGACUUUAUAGAAUUAAAGUGCAAACACUUGUUUCCGAAACAGAUUAUAGACAUCCAGUUGAUUGUUUUGACAUCUGAGUUUGUUAGAGGUCUAGAUAGUGCAGGGUUCAAGCUACAAUUGAAUGAACGAUACGGUUUGUUGAUUCCAAAUAUCUUGGAUGGAAACUAUACAAAAAUCAGUUUACUGAAACAUUGUCAAUUAUAUUUGGGUAGUGAAGAUGAUAACAAGAACAAUAGCAAUAGCAAUAGCAACAGCAACACCAGAAACACAGGAACUCAACCUCUGCUGAAUCAGAACUUGGAGCACGAUCCACAGAGCCACGCUGCGCGUGGUGUCGAGAGUAACCUAGCUUCAUCAACACACGAUGCUCAAUUGUUCAACCCCAACCUACAUUCACAUCAAUCGCUAUCACACAGCAGCAAUCGCAGUGGUAACACCCACGACCCCAACGGCCACUUGGUGAAUGGAAGUAUGGCCAGUUCUCCCUUGAACUCGAGCACCCCCAUCAAUUCAAUAAUAUUCGAAAUCAAACCCAAAUGGCUAUAUGACAAUAAAUCAUCCAACUAUUGUCGGACUUGCUCCCUUAAUCAAUUGCGUAAUGUUCCCAGACACUUUUGUCCCCUUGAUUUGUUAUACCCACAAACUAUUAAUCAGGGACUUGAUGAUAUUUUCUCCAAAAUUCCUCCCGAAAUUAUCGACUUGAUUGAAGUUAAAAACCAAUUCCCUUUAAAACAGUUGUUUUACGAAUUCCUAUCCAACCCAGAUCAAAAUGUCUUUGCCAAAUUGAAACAAUAUCAAAAGAUCAACAACAAGAAUGACUUGAUUGAAAAUUUGACUUCUUCACAUGAUGUGUCUCAAAACUUGUCUUUGGUAAUGACUUUACGUGACGUGGGACUAUUUAUUAAGUUUGAAAAGUAUGAUAGAAACAACAACAUUCACAAUUCGCACAACAACAUCAAUAACUUAAUAACAUUACCACCUGCACCACCGCUAUCGCAAAUCAAUGGUUCUGCAUCCCUCAACUCAACACCAGUAUCGAAGCCUUUGCAUUCCUGUUCCGCCCAAAAUCCACACCAAGCUCCAGACGAACAGGGUAACAGAUAUCUCAUCACAUGCAACAUAUACGAUUUGGAUCUAAAGAGCAGGAUGAAAUACAAGCAUUGGCUACAAGUGGAGCACGAAUUGCAAGGGAUCUAUAACCUGAAUAAUCCAAAUUGGAGGCAUUGUUGUAAAAAACCCGCGUCAUUAGACCACCCUCAAGAACCACAUACUUUUAACAUUCAAAAGGAUAAUGCAUACGAUGAAGACGAAGAAAUCAGAGACAUUAUAGACAAAACUUCGAAAUUGCAGAUAAAGAGUAAGCUGCUGCUACAUUCUCCCUUCACCAAAUACGUCAGCCCAUUAGUUCUUACUGCACUUUCAGCAUUAGUUCGAAUAUACCACAUAGAUGCAGCCAAAUACGUGGUGUGGGACGAAGCUCAUUUUGGUAAGUUUGGUUCCCAUUACUUGAAGAGAGAGAUAUAUUUUGACGUGCAUCCUCCAUUGGGUAAACUUCUAGUGGCUCUUUCUGGCUAUCUAGCAGGGUACGAUGGUUCUUUUGAGUUUGAAAGCGGAAAGGAAUACCCUGACGGCAUGGAUUUUGUGUUUAUGCGGGUUUUCAAUUGCUUGUUUGGUAUCCUCGUUACACCCUUGACGUACAGAACGGCGGUACUAGCAGGAUUUGAUCAAUGGACGUGUUGGUUUAUUUCUUUAAUGGUUAUUUUUGAACAAAUUUCGCUCACUUUGUCCAAAUUCAUUUUGCUUGAUUCAAUGUUGCUUUUCUUCACUGUGUUUACGUUUUUUUGUUUGAUGAAUCUUCACAAGGUGCGCCUGGUUGGGGAAGAGUUGUCCAAGGAGGGAAUUAAGUGGUUGGUGUUGACGGGUAUAUCGAUUGGUUGUGUGUGCUCGGUAAAAUGGGUGGGACUUUUCGUCACUGCUUUGGUAGGACUUUAUACUGGGUACGAUUUGAUGAUCAAGUUUUUCCAAUUGACAUCGACUAAUACAAUGAAUGUGAAAACAUAUGUCAAGCAUUGGGUCCUAAAAUCGGCCACUUUGAUUAUCAUUCCAAUUCUACUAUAUAUGGUUGCUUUCAAGGUCCACUUUAUGGUACUAAACCACACUGGACCAGGUGACGGAUCUAUUUCAACGUUACUACAAGCAUCUUUAAAGGGAAACAAUUUGCAAUUUGGGCCCCGGACUGUUGCUGGUGGCUCCAUUGUAACAAUUAGAUCACAAGGUUUAUCUCCCAACUUGCUACAUUCACACCAUCAUGUCUAUCCCGAAGGAUCUGGACAACAGCAAGCAACCACUUAUGGUUUCAAAGAUGUGAAUAAUGAAUUUGAAAUUGAGCUUGUGAAUGACUCAGGACUAGGGGGUCUUGUAACUCAAGACAGUCCCAUUAGAAUAAAGCAUUCCAAAACAGGCAAUUACUUGGAAGCAAGUCCUAUUGCGGCUCCAAUUACAAAGCAAAACUAUGAAAUUUCAUUAUCACCUUUGUCGAAUGUGUCAAUUUCAGCACACGAUUGGAUACUUGACAUACAAGCACAAGAGCCUUCGCCAUCGGACUAUUUCAAGAAUGAAAAUAAAUUGGAAUUGCACCCUAUAUCCACAGCUUUUAGGUUGAAACAUAAAGACCUAGGGUGCUAUCUAGCCACCACGGGUAAUUCGUUGCCGUCAUGGGGAUAUCAACAAGGGGAGGUUGUUUGUAAAUAUCCCUAUUUUGUCAAAGACAAAACCACUUGGUGGAAUGUGGAAGAACAUCGCAAUGAGCACUUGGAACCCCCUGCUGUUGAAUACGUGCCACCGAAGCCCAAAUUUUGGAGGGAGUUUGUUCUUGUGAAUUACGGAAUGUUGGCAUCAAAUAAUGCACUCGUACCUGAUCCAGACAAAUUUGAUAAAUUGAGUUCAGAAUGGUGGGAAUGGCCAAUUUUGAACACCGGUUUGAGAAUGUGCGGGUGGGGAGAUGAGGACACGAAGUAUUUUUUGAUUGGGAACCCAGUUGUUACUUGGUUGUCAAACAUUGGUCUUUUAUUUUGCAUGGUUUACAUGUUGUUUUCGUUGCUUAGGUAUCAAAGACAAAGCCAACCAAGUGCAAAUCUGUCGAGUUGCGAGGUUGCACAAUGUGUUCUUCCAUUCAGUGGUUGGAUUUUGCACUAUGUGCCAUUCAUAGUCAUGGGAAGGGUCAAAUAUUUGCAUCAUUAUGUUCCUGCAUUGUACUUUGCAAUAUUCCUGACUGGGUUCUUGAUGCACAAACUUGUCUGGCAGAAUAGAUACCUUCCACAAGUUGUGAAAAUUGCCAUUUAUUUGGUAGUUAAUUUAUCGAUUGUUUUUACUUUUUGGUACUUGAGGGAUCUUGCAUUUGGAAUGAAGGGAUCUUCGAAACAGUAUCAGAAUUUGAGAUUAUUGAGUAGCUGGAUGAUUUAA
Lodderomyces theae is the source of this 3630-nucleotide messenger RNA. Its product is annotated as PMT6. Gene Ontology annotation, cellular component: endoplasmic reticulum; membrane. NCBI's taxonomy places the organism in Eukaryota, Fungi, Ascomycota, Pichiomycetes, Serinales, Debaryomycetaceae. Gene Ontology annotation, molecular function: dolichyl-phosphate-mannose-protein mannosyltransferase activity; ATP binding; inositol-1,3,4,5,6-pentakisphosphate 2-kinase activity. Gene Ontology annotation, biological process: protein O-linked glycosylation via mannose. Bases 1 to 3630 code for a protein of 1209 amino acids. The transcript has 2 exons. The record is from RefSeq and is a predicted model, not a curated record.